Rubroshorea leprosula is the source of this 1220-nucleotide messenger RNA. The record is from the annotation of a GenBank genome assembly. Lineage: Eukaryota; Viridiplantae; Streptophyta; Magnoliopsida; Malvales; Dipterocarpaceae.
UCUCUGCCGUCAACACCAACCUCAGGUAAAAAGGGAAAAAAGAAAACCCCAGAACCAAGAAAAAACAAAAGAAACACCCUCCCUCUUUCGGAUUUCUGUCUUCUGCUUCUCUCUUUUUUAGUGACAAGAUGAAGAGGAACCGCAGAAGGAGAAAAAUCCAACCCCUUAAACUCACCAAUCCUCCCCUAUUUAUACAAAAAUCAAAAGAAAACCUAAAGGACGCUGGUCUGCCAUCAUGCUCAGUUGGCUGCAACAUGGGGCGCAGGAUCUAUCUUUGCAGGAAAAGGACGGCGCAGAGAGGAGGCUGUAGGAUCUGGUUGCAGAAGAGGGGCGGCGCAGAGAGGGGGGUGCAGGCUGCUGUAGGCUCGAGGAGUGCAGGAGAAGGGAGGCGGAGUCGGCUGCAGUAGCAAAGGGCGCAGGCAGCAGGGGGCGCGGGCUGCUGCAGGCUCGGGUGCAGUAGCAGGGGGCGAAGUCGGCUGCAGCAGCAGGGCGCAGGGGUUGCAAAGGGGGCGCAGCAGGGGGCGCGGCAGGGGGGUACGUUUUUUAUCUCCUUUUUUUCUUUUGUUUCCCUUUUGUCUCUGCAGGUUUUUUUUUUUUUUUUUUUGGAGAGAUAAGAAAUUAGGGUUUCAGUUGGGUUUGGGCUGAUUUUUGAUGGGCAUGGGCUUAAUAUUGGGCCUAAGUCUUUUAAAUUGAAAUGGGUUGGUGUUAGGUUGGGUUUGGUUUUAACGGAAUUGGGCCAUUUGAGAUGGGUUUUGAGAAACGGACUAGAUUUAUAGCUUAAAGGAUUUCAUCCCCAAACUUUUGAUUUCUUCAACUGAGUCCCUUGUUUCUUCUUCUCCCACUUUUUGUGAAAUUUCCUUUUGCUUGCAAACCUAACAAUGAAAGUAAAAAUCGAACAUAUUAAUUAAGAUAAAAACUAAAAUAAAAAUAAAAUUUUAAAAAUUUUGAGUUAUGACAAACAGUGCAUCAAGUACCUUGGUCCGGUGAUUAAAGAUGUCAACGGGACCCCGCGGGGCUAGGGACUCCCUCCCUGUCCUCGUCCCCGCGAAUGGCGGGAAUAGAGAUCCCCACGAAAGAUUUUUGAUGGGGGUAGAUUUUGCCCCCGUCUCCGUUUCCCGUGGGGAUCUCCAUUCCCUACCAAUUAAUAUUAAAUUAUAAAUUUUUUUGUCUUUUACAUAUAAUUAAUUAAUAUUCAAUUAUAAUAAAUAAAAUUUUAAAAA